GUCAGUGGAGCGGGGCGUGAGGGUGACGUAAUUUCCGGUUACACCAAAUCGCUGGAGAAAGAUGGCGACCGUCAUCACUGUGCGGGCUCCAUUCGCGUUUAUGAGACGCCUGGUCUCUGCUCGCCUGCACAGACACUGCUGCUCGAAGCUCCAGGCUGCUUGCUUUGUAUCCCAACCCCACUCAUAUUCCCUCAUCGCUGGACAACAGCAUCGCUUCUUUCACACAAGCUAUGUUGCAGCAAGACCAGUUUUGCAGUUCAAGCUCUCAGAUAUCGGAGAGGGCAUUAUGGAAGUUACAGUUAAAGAAUGGUAUGUGAAAGAAGGCGACAAAGUGUCUCAGUUCGACAGCAUCUGUGAAGUACAGAGUGACAAAGCGUCUGUCACCAUCACCAGCCGUUACGAUGGAAUCAUUCGCAAACUCCACUAUGAUGUCGAUUCCAUUGCCCUUGUAGGCAAACCUCUUGUUGACAUUGAAACGGACGCAGGUCAAGUGGAGGGUCCUCAGGAGGAUGUGGUGGAGACGCCAGCCAUGUCCCAAGAGGAGCACACGCACCAGGAGAUCAAAGGUCACAAGACCCAGGCCACCCCUGCCGUCAGACGCUUAGCCAUAGAGAACAAUAUUAAAUUAAGUGAAGUCGUCGGCACUGGAAAAGAUGGCCGUAUUCUCAAAGAAGACAUCCUGAACUUCAUAGCCGGACAGACGGGGGCCAUCUUACCCCCAGCGCCCUUCCAGGAGAUUCGUCCUCCCCCUCCUGCGGCCGCAGCACCUUUGGCUCCAGCUGCGAAGCCCAAAGAGAAGAUGACUCCACCUAGUGUACCCACUCCUGCGAUCCCUAAACCCGUUUUCACAGGCAAAGACCACACUGAACCCAUUAAAGGCUUUCAGAAGGCAAUGGUUAAGACUAUGUCAGCAGCCCUGAAGAUCCCUCACUUUGGUUUCAAAGAUGAAGUGGAUCUGAGCCAGCUGGUCCGGUUGCGCUCCGAGCUAAAAGGCCUGGCAGAGUCGCGAGGAGUGAAGCUCAGCUACAUGCCGUUCUUCAUCAAGGCAGCAUCUCUUGGUCUCCUCCAUUUUCCCAUUCUCAACUCUUCUUUGGAUGAAAACUGCACAAAUAUCACCUAUAAGGCUGCUCAUAACAUUGGACUGGCGAUGGAUACCAAUCAAGGUCUUCUGGUACCCAACGUCAAGAACGUACAGAUGCUCAGCGUAUUUGAACUCGCAGUGGAGCUCAACCGCCUGCAGACGUUGGGAGCGGCAGGGCAGUUGGGGACCGCUGACCUCACGGGGGGAACGUUCACGCUCUCAAACAUUGGAUCGAUUGGAGGAACCUAUGCAAAGCCGGUCAUAUUGCCGCCCGAGGUUGCCAUCGGUGCUCUUGGGAAGAUCCAGGUGCUGCCCCGAUUCAACCACAAGGGCGAGGUAGUGAAAGCGCACAUCAUGAACGUGAGCUGGUCCGCCGACCACAGGAUCAUCGACGGAGCCACCAUGUGUCGUUUCUCCAACCUGUGGAGAUCGUACCUGGAAAACCCCGCUUCCAUGGUCCUGGAUCUGAAAUAGAAAGCACACUUCCUCCAAGCACAUCUAGAUGUUUGACUCCGUCUCCCGACACUAAAGAUUUUUCGUUACUGGGGCACUGAGCUGUUUGAGCCAUUGGUUUCCAUCAUGACUGAAGAACAUUUCCACAACGUCAUGAAGCUAAUAACUGGUGUUUUGUUGUUUUUCUUCUUAAUUCUUUCCUCUUGUUGCCUUACUGACAUCAGAUGUUACAUCUACCAGAGCGUAUUGUGUAUUGUUGAAUGUUAGAGAAUAUGAACUCAGUGUAGCAAUAUGAAAACGUACCCGUGAUGUUUUUGUAAAUUAACUUUCCACAUACUGUAAAAUCUCCAAUGGUGUUGCACAAGGGUUUUUAAAAGUGAUAUUUGUUAGUGGAUAACAUUUAAAAAUAGUCUGGGUUCAUCUCAUGAAAAUGUCACCCGAAAAAAUUAU
This is a messenger RNA of Sinocyclocheilus anshuiensis, 1984 nucleotides long. It is a transcript of the gene dbt, whose product is annotated as dihydrolipoamide branched chain transacylase E2. NCBI's taxonomy places the organism in Eukaryota, Metazoa, Chordata, Actinopteri, Cypriniformes, Cyprinidae. Gene Ontology annotation, cellular component: mitochondrion; cytoplasm. The transcript is spliced from 12 exons. Gene Ontology annotation, molecular function: lipoic acid binding; acetyltransferase activity. The record is from RefSeq and is a predicted model, not a curated record. The coding region runs from base 62 to 1555 and encodes 497 amino acids.